Molecule: messenger RNA, 918 nt
Organism: Filobasidium floriforme
Lineage: Eukaryota; Fungi; Basidiomycota; Tremellomycetes; Filobasidiales; Filobasidiaceae
Exons: 7
Coding region: 1-918 (305 amino acids)
Source: RefSeq, a predicted model, not a curated record
AUGAAGGUCGGAUCCGCCAACACCGGUGUCCUUCGGGAAGAAGCUCAUUCGUCCUGGGAACCGGAACGUCGUACCUCUUUCGGCAUUCGUACCGCUAGGUUCCGAUGGACGAAUUCCUCUCGUACUGCAAGAGCUUGUGAUAAGGCGGCGGACCAACCAUUCGAAAGAGAUGACCUGGUUGACCCCAGGCUCUUGGAGCGUUUCGGGGACUGUCCUCCGUCCACCCCUCUGGGUCUUGAUUGGCUGUCGGUACGAGCGAUACAAAUCGGAGUCCGCCUCUUGACGACGUGGCCUUACGGUCGCGAAGAGUCUCUGGAUCUCUCCAUCGUCGACGUCCUUCGGGAGGAGCCUCAUUCGUCCUGGGAACCGGUCACCCGCACCGCUAGGCUUCGACGGACGAAUCCCUCCUGUGCCGACGCUUCGGCGAGGAGGGCGGCAUGCAAGAGCCUAGUCUACUCGCAUAUGACCGUACGGUCAGCGAUACAAUCGAAGCCGCCCCUUGAAGACGUGGCCUCUGGUCGCGAAGAGGUCUCUGUGAGCACGCAUCCUUUGCCAACGGAUAGGGGUUCGCGACCUUGUCGAGUUGGCCAGUACCGGAAUCUCCGAAAGGACCUGGAUGGGCUCAAGACAUGGAUCGUGCUGAGAGCAACGCCGAUCCCCCAAGCCGAACAAGUUUCGGCCUUCGUGCUUGCGGCGACAUGCCAGCAACGUUCACCUGACCCAUGUGAUCUUCUAACGCUGACAAUCAAUCAUCACGCAGGCGUCAUCGACAAAGGCAAAGGACAUCGGUCACGUUACACUGCGGCCGGACUUCAGCGUUCAGUCCGUCGCGCCGGUCGACCCACAUUCAUAUCAUCAACUCGGUCUUCGCAAAUUGGACCAUGUCGGCCGGCACCAGGAAGGGAUAGGGGAGGCUAA